GCGAGAGAGGAGAAGGUCCUCCAGGAAACGUGAGUCACCUAAACGACUGAGAACGCUGUAAUCCAUCUGUGACCAUACCGGAGGAUAUGCAGCGCGAGUGACGGUCGUGAGUGGAGUGAUUGAUCGAGAGCUAUUGGUCUCGGAAUCUGGUACGAUCAUCUCAGUCCUGUGUACGCCCAUCUGCGGGUGAAUCAGGCUUUUUAUCGUCCUCCCUGCCUCUUGUUCCUUCCGAUGAUUAAUGCUCCAUCUUAUUUCUUGCUUCACUCACGUGGAUAAGUUAUUGUCUAUCAUUGAGAGAUUUCUAUGGGAAAGUUAUUUGGGAUCCAAAGCUUUUACUUGGAUUAACAGUAAACAUACUUAUCAGUGACGAGUCGAACGCGGAGAAGAGAGAGAAAAAUAUAGCAUCUUUAUCCCCGUUUGCUUUGCUUCCCCCGCUGUCUUAUGGCGACGCGACCACCUCGGCCGGCGGAACUCCUGUUGUUACUGCCAUUACUUCUCCUCCUGCCGUCGGCACUCUCUGAUCCGGACGACGAGGCGUGCCUCUCCAACCUGCGUAGCUCCCUGACGGACCCGACCGGCAGCCUCCGGAACUGGACGGCCGCCACCUUCGCUGCCCCCUGCAACGGCUUCACCUCCUACCUCGAGGGGGUUACCUGCAACAACGGCCGCGUCUACAAGCUCUCCCUGACGGGCCUCUCCCUCGGCGGCGCCCUCUCCCCGUCCCUCGCCAACUGCACCAACCUUCAGUCCCUCGACCUCUCCUCCAACGCCCUCUCAGGUCCCAUCCCCUCGGAGCUCUCCUCCCUCCUCAACCUCGCCGUCCUCAACCUCUCCUCCAACCGCCUCUCCGGCCCCAUCCCCCCCGAGCUCGCGCUCUGCGCCUACCUCAACGUCCUCGACCUCCACGCCAACAUCCUCACGGGGCUCAUACCCGACCAGCUCGGCCUCCUCGGCCGCCUCUCCGCCUUCGACGUCUCCUACAACCGCCUCGAGGGUCCCAUACCUGCGCUGCUAGCCAACCGAACGGCGGUGGCGGGAGCCGCCGCCGCCGCCGCCGCGCUGCCCAGGUUCAACGCCAGUUCCUUCGCCGGGAACAGGGACCUGUACGGGUACCCCCUGCCGCCGAAGCGCGGGGCUGGCCUGUCGGUGCUCGCCAUCGUCGGGAUUGGCCUCGGCAGUGGGCUUCUCAGCUUGGUGCUCAGUUUUACCGCUGUCUGUAUCUGGCUUCGGGUCACGGAGCAGACCGCACUGAUGUCCGGCGAGGAGGGGAAGAUCUCUCACCUCAUGCCCGACUACUGAUCGCUUCUCCCUUCUUCGAUCCAUCGUCUCCCCAUUGUUCUCUCCUUUCCCUGAGAGUAAAUACUGUUCCUUUCCGUUCUUGUUUCCUUUUGCCUUUGACCCUGCUAUGAAUCACGGUAGCAAUCUGUGUCGUUCAAGAAACGGAUUAGGAUUUGAUAUAUCCAGAUGUAUAAUCACAGCUGAUGAGAGAAAAAGGAACAAAUCUAAUCGAGUCGGUUUGAUUCUAA
Musa acuminata AAA Group (dessert banana) is the source of this 1526-nucleotide messenger RNA. RefSeq names its product receptor-like protein 44. The record is from RefSeq and is a predicted model, not a curated record. Bases 442 to 1299 code for a protein of 285 amino acids. Gene Ontology annotation, molecular function: protein binding. Lineage: Eukaryota; Viridiplantae; Streptophyta; Magnoliopsida; Zingiberales; Musaceae. The transcript has a single exon.